Asparagus officinalis (garden asparagus) is the source of this 1663-nucleotide messenger RNA. RefSeq names its product ABSCISIC ACID-INSENSITIVE 5-like protein 2. Bases 465 to 1373 code for a protein of 302 amino acids. Gene Ontology annotation, molecular function: DNA-binding transcription factor activity. The transcript is spliced from 5 exons. Gene Ontology annotation, biological process: positive regulation of DNA-templated transcription. The record is from RefSeq and is a predicted model, not a curated record. Gene Ontology annotation, cellular component: nucleus. NCBI's taxonomy places the organism in Eukaryota, Viridiplantae, Streptophyta, Magnoliopsida, Asparagales, Asparagaceae.
AUAAUUUUUUUAACUUAAUAAAACUGGUUCGGUUCUCGGGUCACACUUCUCAUCACUCCUCUCGCCCCCCCUCUCUAUUUGCGUCUAUGCGCUGUUCCUGAUUCGUUUACUGGUAUGAAUUUUGAGCUCUCCUUGUUUGUUUUUAUUUUCCGUAGCUUGAAAUUGAACGUAGAAGCACCCAAAAAAAAAAGUUGUCAAAAAGAUCCAAGACAAAUUGAUUCUAUUCAUCUAGCCCCUUUUGAGGGUGGCCAUUGUCUUAAAGAUUGCAUUUUGGGUCAUGGGUGCUGAUGGGAUUUUUAGGAGCUGAUUCCGUACCCAAAAGGUGGUAAAUGCUGUGCAUGUGAGAUUGGUUGGUUUAAGAAGGCAAAUAAAAGAGGGAGAGAUUUCAGUGGAUUUAGAAUUGUCCAAAAAUCAAUUAUUUGGGUUUCUUCUCUAGUCUUUGUAGUUUGUGUGGAACUUAGUGGAUGGGUAUUCAGACAAUGACUUCUCAGGGUGGCGGUGGUGGGCAGCGAUCUCAGGUUCAGAGUCUAGGCCGUCAGGGUUCUCUCUAUAGUCUCACCCUCAAUGAGGUUCAAAACCACUUGGGGGAGCCUUUACACAGUAUGAACCUUGAGGAGCUCCUCAAGGGAUUGGACACAAACCAAGAAGUUGACAGCCAUGCCGAUCAAUACGCUUCUAGCUCUGGCCUCCAGCGUCAAGGAAGCAUCACCAUGCCCCGCGGCUUGAGAGACAAAACAGUAGACGAGGUGUGGAAAGAUAUUCAAAAUGGCCAUGAAAAUAAAGAUGCCAAUGACAGGAGGUCAGACCAGGAGAGGCAACUAACAUUCGGUGAGAUGACAUUAGAAGAUUUCCUGGCGAAGGCUGGAGUGGUCCCCGAGGGAUCAUUGAAAAAUGCAAACAAUGUUAUGGAAAAUGCCGCUGUUGGUCCGAUGGCUGGUCAAGGAUCGCAUUGGUUGACUCAGCACCAUCAGCAAAAUGUGAUGAGGGCUUAUUUUCCGGGAUGUGGAGUUGUGCAACCGAUUGGUGUUGGGUCGGGAACAAUGAUGGAUGCGAUGUAUCCGGAGGUUGUGUCGUCGCCGACGGUAGGGGCGAUGUCCGAACCACAAACACCGGGCCGGAAAAGAGGGGCGUCGAGUGAUGUGCCGGAUAAGUUGGUGGAGAGGAGGCAGAAGAGAAUGAUUAAAAACCGGGAGUCUGCUGCCCGUUCUAGAGCUAGGAAACAGGCCUAUACCAAUGAGUUGGAGAACAAGGUCUCUCGCCUGGAAGAAGAAAAUGAGAGGUUAAAGAAACAGAAGGAAUUGGACAAGAUAUUAGAUGCACCCCCACCAGAACCAAAGUACCAGCUCCGAAGAACCAGUUCAGCCUCCUUCUGAUGUUUUCACAAUAAGUUUUUGUAGAUUAACGGGUGUUUUUCUUUCUUUGUUUUCAUGUUGUAAUCGAAGUUAUGCGAAAUUAUGUUAAACGACAUGUUCAGGUAUAUCUAGUUGUGGGAGCGUGGGUAUCUUUGGCUGUUGCUAAUGUAAAUCUUCUAGGAAGUUAACAGGGACAUUCAGACAUUGGCAUUGUUCUUAUAAACAUAAUAUAGCCAACUGUAUGUGUGCAAAUAUUGUAUGAAACAAUACUUAUCAUCCUAUCAUAAGGUGAACCGUUUUUGUUGGUUACA